CCUUACCUGACCUCUACCUUAAGGUAGUGGCCGUGGUGGCUUAUCGAUAACGGUCCGCCAUCGACAUCAUUUUCUUAGGUUGAGGUACUGACGAAGCUCUUCAGCUUACAAAUUCCUCCCAACCAAAAUUCGAACACUGUCCGACAUUGCGCGCACUUGGGCAGAUCACCCCAUUCAAAGUCCCUUGUCGCAUCCAUUUUCUUUCUAUAGGGCCCGUUGAUAUUAGUCUCGCUUCUCGCGACAAGGGCGAAACUCUCGCGCAGUAUUAUCGCCAUGGCCGACGCCGAGCGAGACCCUCAAUUAAGCAGCGUCAUAGCUCCCGCGACGACGGCGGCAGCUGAGCAGCCCAAGCCUUUACCAAAGGGGAUGGUCUUGGGCCCAGAUGGCAAACCAUGUCGGUCUUGCUCGUCCAAGAGUGCUUUUUCAAGCUGGGCUUCUCAGAUGAACGGCUCGGUCAAAAAACCAACUUCGGUGGCCUCGGCGCCUGUCGACGACUGCCCCCCGGAUGUCGAGGCCCUCGGACGAGGCACUUGGCAACUGCUACACUCGAUCGCAGCAACGUACCCCGAAAAGCCCUCCCCUAGCCAGAAAGACGACCUUCGAGGUUUCAUGAGACUGUUUUCCAAGCUUUACCCUUGCUGGGUGUGCGCCGAAGAUUUCCAAUCGUACAUACAAAAAGAACAGAUUCGAGUGGAGGGGCGGAGCGAGUUUGGAAACUGGCUGUGCGAGGCACACAACGAGGUCAAUCGGAAGCUGGGCAAAAAGGAGUUUGACUGCAGCAAAUGGGAAGAGCGAUGGCGGACGGGUUGGAAAGACGGCCGUUGCGAUUGAAAGCGACGCCGUUCGAGCUGUAUAAAUGUGUACAAAACAAGAUGACCAACGGCGACAGGCACACGUGCCAGUAUCGCGAGAAAAGCCACGGUCGUUGAACUUUGAUAGAUGAUGCUACUCUUCCAGCGGCAGCAGAGCAAGACAGCAUGCUGAACCGCAUGUAGACUAAGGUACCUACCAUACCCUCCACCUAGAAUAGAAUAAUAGUGAAACAAGCGUACUACAUUUCUGUAAAGUUUUGUGCAGAUUGUGUUGCAUGUAAGCAUUUACUGCUUACCAAGGGUUGGGCGUUGUUGCUUGUAGCUGGUUGGGGUGAAGAAUGACGGAUUCCUAUCUUUGUAGACCCUUAUGCAUACAGAUCUUUGUGAUGCUUUUCCGAUUAGACAUUGCUGAUCUCCAGAACAUGAUCUGAUAUUUGCAGGAUUCUAUCCAGGCAGGUGAAUGGGCCAAUGGCAGAGCUGAACUGUCUAGUCGAUGGUCGAUCAAGUAUUUUGUCUGGAGAACUUGUCCCCAAAUUCAGAGAAGAGGUCUGUCGUUCUCUUCGGUCACCCUCAGGUUCGGGGCUGAGGUCCAAGCGAUUUGUCCGAAUGGCACCGCGAGAUAAUUCGGUCUUCGAGCGGCGGCCCGAAGUCGAGCGUAGCGGGCCCCGGGGCCCGGCUCCGCAGCUGACAGGCGCACGAUGCUCAAUGGUACUUCCAUUGCGGUUUAUUUGGGCCGUUGCGCCGUAGCAGGGCCGAUAGGCUGGGGCCAACAUCAGAUCAUGUCGAACGGUGCGCCUCUCCCCUUUCCCCCCAGUUUGCGCACGACACGACAGGAAGGGGCGGUCAGGGAAACCCGGAAGCGAGGCAAUAACCCCCCAUGGAAUUGUCUGAGUCGUUCUAGUGCAUCGCCGCUGAUCCUUGAGGUUCCAAGCUCAUGUUAUGGUCUUAUGUUGGCUCAAAGCAGAAUGCGAAGGUUCCAGGUUUGGCUAAAA
Molecule: messenger RNA, 1804 nt
Organism: Colletotrichum scovillei
Lineage: Eukaryota; Fungi; Ascomycota; Sordariomycetes; Glomerellales; Glomerellaceae
Product: Erv1/Alr family protein
Exons: 2
Coding region: 274-831 (185 amino acids)
Cellular component (GO): mitochondrion
Molecular function (GO): flavin adenine dinucleotide binding; flavin-dependent sulfhydryl oxidase activity
Source: RefSeq, a predicted model, not a curated record